Mucor mucedo is the source of this 1171-nucleotide messenger RNA. RefSeq names its product S-adenosyl-L-methionine-dependent methyltransferase. The record is from RefSeq and is a predicted model, not a curated record. NCBI's taxonomy places the organism in Eukaryota, Fungi, Mucoromycota, Mucoromycetes, Mucorales, Mucoraceae. Bases 131 to 1150 code for a protein of 339 amino acids. The transcript has 5 exons.
CCAAUUUAAGUUAUUGUAUAACCUUCAAAUGGUAUGCGGUUAAAAGUUCAUUCAAAAGUCUAGAAAACACAUGGAGGGUCCCUCCUUUUUUUUCUCUCUCUCUCUCUUUCAUUUUUUAAUUUAAAUUAAUAUGGGAGCCAAAUUAUCAACACAGAACAGAAGAAGAGUCGCUUCAAGGCUUCAUGCCUCUAAAAACAUUGGCAAUAAAAAUCAGGAAGGAAUAGAAACAAAGAACAAAAAUCCAUCGUAUACAUCUCUUAGUUGCGCUGCUUUGCCUGUAUUCACUACAAGUCAAUCAUCCGAUGGGAUCGUUCGAAACGGCAGAACAUUUCAUAAUGAACAAACUUCAACCUAUUGGUUCCCUAACGACGAUGAAGAAAUUGAUCGACUUGUGGGGCAACAUUUUGCUUUAAAAACUUUAUUUAACGGAAAUAUCCCAGAGGAAGCACUGGUCGAUAACGCAUUACCAUUUGAAGAUGGGGCAAAAAUAUUGGAUUUGGGAUGUGGACCUGGCACUUGGAUUAUGGAUGUUGCAACAGAAUAUCCCAAUAGUGAAUUUAUCGGUGUCGACAUGUGUGACAUAUUUCCCAACAAUAUCCGACCUGCUAAUGUCACUUUUCAAGUUGGUAAUGUAUUGGAGGGUUUGGCCUUCGAAGACAAUUCUUUUGAUAUGGUUAGCCUAAGAUUUUUCAUCUUGGCCUUUAGGACAGAAGAAUGGGCUGGUGUAUUAAAAGAAAUUAGGCGUGUCUUAAAACCAGGCGGUUUUAUGCUUUCUAUUGAACCUGGCAUGUUGGAAAUCGGUAGUGAUUUUGUUUGUUGGGCCGGCAAAAUAUUCAAAGACAAGAUGCUUGAACGUGGUCAAGAGCCUUAUAUAUCAGAUGAAAUGAAAAAGACCAUGGAAUUGGCAGAAUUUGAAGUCGUACAUUGUGUAAAAAAGCACACUUAUCUGGGUCGACCGGAUCAUUUGAAUCGUGAGUUUCUAUGGGAUAUUCGAUCCAUUUUUAAAAGCGGACAAGCAUUUUUAGCAGAGUCUUUUGAUAUAUCCAAUGAAAAAUAUCCAGCCUUUUUAGAUCAAUUGACGGCUGAAUGUCAAAAAUUACCAGAAACGAGGUGGUCCAUGGUAUCAACAAUGGGGAGAAAACCUUUUUAAUUUUUUUUUUUUUUUUUUUUG